Molecule: messenger RNA, 1272 nt
Organism: Penicillium macrosclerotiorum
Lineage: Eukaryota; Fungi; Ascomycota; Eurotiomycetes; Eurotiales; Aspergillaceae
Product: AA9 family lytic polysaccharide monooxygenase
Exons: 1
Coding region: 1-1272 (423 amino acids)
Source: RefSeq, a predicted model, not a curated record
AUGUCUCUCUCUAAGAUCGCGAGUCUUUUCAUAGCAUCGGCUGCACUGGUUGCAGGCCAUGGUUAUGUGACUAGCAUUGAAGUCGACGGGACUACCUACGGAGGCUAUCUGGUGGACACCUACUACUACGAGUCCGAUCCACCUGAGCUGAUCGCCUGGUCGACCAAUGCGACCGAUGAUGGAUAUGUUUCGCCCACUGCCUACCAGAGUUCAGAUAUCGUUUGCCACCGCGGCUCGGCCCCUGGAGCUCUUGAGGCGUCCGUCAAGCCUGGCGGUUCUGUCAAGAUGACUUGGAAUACCUGGCCGGAUGACCACCAUGGUCCGGUUAUCACGUACUUGGCCAACUGCAAUGGCUCAUGUGCUGAUGUCGACAAAACGGCCCUAGCUUUUUUCAAGAUCGAUGCUGGUGGCUUGAUUAAUGACGAUACCGUGCCGGGCACUUGGGCAAGCGAUAAUUUGAUCGAUAAUGACUAUUCCAGGACCAUCACCAUCCCAUCCGACAUCGAAGCAGGCAGCUAUGUUCUGCGACAUGAGAUCAUUGCGCUGCAUGGCGCUGAGGACUUGAAUGGUGCCCAGAACUAUCCCCAGUGCAUUAACCUGAAUGUGACUGGUAGCGGCACUGCAACUCCGAGUGGUACUUUGGGUGAGAGUCUCUAUAAGAACACCGAUCCCGGCAUCUACGUCGACAUCUGGCAAACUAUCAGCACAUAUACCAUACCCGGUCCAGCUCUCUACACUGCUGGCAGCACCGCCACCACAACAGAUACUGAUGUCACUACGACGGCAGCUACCACGACCGCGACAGCUGAAACGGCAACUACCGAAUCCGCUGCUUUUGAGACGUCUGCCGCAGCAAAGACAACGGUCUCUUCUUCGCUUUCCCAGGCAACUGAAUCUGUAUCCACCAAUAGUGGUCAGUCUCCUGAUAGCCAGUCGAAUCCAGGAGGCAGGAUCUCUCCUAUUGGAAAUGCUCCCUCUCAGGCCGCCGAAGUGGCUAGCAGCAGCACCACUACAAGCAGUGCGGCCUCAAGCUCAUCCACUUCUUCCUCCGGGAUAUUGAGCGGAUCCUGCAGCGAGGAGGAUUACUGGUAUUGUAAUGGAGGCUCGGCUUUUCAGCGCUGUGUGAAUGGCGAGUGGGAUGCGUCGCAGAGCAUGGCAGAAGGUACUGAGUGCACCGCCGGAAUCUCUGAGACACUCACCAUCUCCGCCUCUAAUCAGCGCCGAGAUUUCUCCCAUCUUCGUCGCCACAAUGCGCACCGUCACCGUGUUUGA